UAAACUGACAUGCAUACCUUUAAAAAAAGAAGCUCUAUUGUCAUUACUCACUGGUUUUAAAGAGAUGAUUUAGGGAUAAAUUGCACACAUUAGGCCUAUUUAUUAUAAGCACUGAUUUUCCGCGGCAGGUUCACGUGAGAUGCAACAUCAAAGGCUUUAUUGCGUUAUACACACCAUCAGCAGCUACGUCUUGCAAAUGUCAAGGCGUUGCAGAAAGAGGAAGAUCAAGUGAGCUACACGACACACACAGUCAAGUGCUUACAAGUUCCCACAAGUGCCUCACGGAGAGGUUUCAGUCGCCACGGGUUUCCAAAGAAGACAGUUGCGCGCAAAGGGGAAUCAUGAAGGACCAAAGCUGUACUGAUGAAAUUACACAAAUCUUCCAAGAGGCUCCGUCGGCGAGACGAGCCCUGUUGGACAACUACGACAACCUGAUGAAGGUGGCUGAAUACUGCGAGAGCAACUACCUGCAGGCAGGUGCAGAUGCGGUCAAGGCCCUGGAGGAGACUAAGAACUUUACCACCCAGUCUCUGGCCAGUGUGGCCUACCAGAUCAGCACCCUGGCCUCCAACGUCCUCAAGCUGCUAGACGCACAGAACUCCCAGCUCAGACACAUGGAGUCUUCUGUCAACCUCAUCGGACAGACAGUGGACAUGCACAGAGAGAAGGUGGCCCGGAGAGAGAUCGGUGCUUUCACCACAGCCAAGAGGGUUCCUCGCAGUCACAAAAUAAUCCCCCCGGCAACAGGCAAGGAGCCCAAACCCAAGUACACCCGUAGUCCCAUCGCCUACUCUGACCUGGACACACUGGGACAUGGCAUGAAGGAUUCUGGUAAGCUGAUGGGGAAAGCAGGGUCAUCAAAACGCAAACAUGGCGGCACAAUCAGCAGGAGCACUUCCAGAGCACCCCCAGAGCCUGUCCAGUGUCCCAUAGCCCCCUCUCUGUCUCGAGGGGCGUCCCUCACCUCUCUCAAUGAUCGCUCCAUUGGGUCCAGCUUCGGCAAGGCCGUGCCUCCCCCCGUGGUCCCCAGCUGGCCCGCGUCACCUGACUCUGACAUCAUCACCACCCUGCUGGAGGAGGCCCCGCCCCCACCACCGCCCCUGUCUCUGAUGGAGGAUGGUGACGCCGCCAUGACAGCUGCGGCCCCUCUUCCUCCUCCUCCCAUGGCGCCUCCUGCCUCCUCUCUGGAUGUCCCUCCUCUGGCCCCCACCACCACAACCAGCACCCCUGAACCUGCCCAUACCAGCCUAGCCUGCAUCCCCCCUCCCCCUGCCCCACCCCCACUGGAGACUGUGGCUGAAGAGAACGGCUUCCCGCCCCCAAUGCCACCACCAUCUGACGAGCCUCUCCCGCCACCAGCCAGUGAGGGCCUGGAGCUCCCUGACCCGCCCCCUCCACCGAGUGAUGAAGUGGAUGAAGCUCUGCAGCCCAGGCGGCCUCGUGUACGUCGUCACCCCCCCAGCUCGCGCUCCAUGUCCCUCAGGGUCCGCACGGGCCCUAGCUCUCGCUCGCUCUACACUCGCUCGCUCUUCCUGCCAACCAUCCAAUCACUCAUGAUCCCUCCUCCCCCUUCAUACCCUCCUCCUCUCGCCCCUCCCGUGUCGCUGAGCCCCCUGUCCAGCCUGCCCGCCCGCCUUGAUCACCUGGAUCUGGUGAUCCCAGCCCCGCCUCCUCCACCUUUUACCGACAGUGUGGGUGGCUUUGAUGACGUCAUGCCACCCCUACCUCCCCCUGCUGAUUAUGACACGACUGGCCCUACAGACUUUUUAGAGAAAGUGGUGGCUCUGUACAGCUACAACUCAGGGAAGCCUGGCGACCUGAUGUUCCAGGAGGGAGAAGUCAUCUACCUGAUCAAGAGGAAUGAAGACGGCUGGUGUGAGGGAACGCUCAACGGAGUAGAGGGAUUCUUCCCUGGGAACUACGUAGAUUCCUUCACCAACUAAGAUAUUAGACCACUUAAAGGUAGACUCAGCGAUAUAACGUAUAUGCAGAAAGUAAACAGCACAGUGGGUCAAUUUCCGCGACAACUAAGAGUUUUGAAGCCCGAGGCUCAACUUGUCCUCUGUUUUGGUCUUGUGGCUACCAUGUUGUAAAAGCGUGAAGUGCACCCGUGCACGUGCGCAGAUACCGUGUGUGACCGUGUGAGAGCGGAGUCGUGCAUCUCGGCUUAUCGCAAUAUCUGCGGUGCUGCUCGUGGCAAUGUCAUUUCGCUUAGUCUACCUUUUUAAUAUGAAGAGUGAAAGUCGGCUCUGUCCACAAACAACCCCUAACCCUAAACCCUAGGUCUACCUAGGCACUUUAUGUUGAUCAGGAAGAAUUGAACGGGUGUAAACAUACAUACUCACAUCAUUGGUAUAAGAAAUAACUAUUGUAGCUUUAUCUGUCCCUUUGAUAGGCCAGGUGGAAUUUCAAUCAUAUUGCCUGUCAGGUAUAGAGUUUCGGGCUAGUGGUUGUUGAGUUGUUUCUUGACGGGGCCGUGGUCAACUGUAGAAAGACCUCUACUGACCCCUACUGGUCAUAGUAAUAUGAACGGAAAAUAAGGCAAUAUUUCCACUUGGAAUGAUGACAGGACUCUGAAAUAUAGCCACUAUAUGGCGCGAUGGGCUAGUUAUAUAUUACCAAGAGGGUCACUAGGUAGGACGACUUAAUACCUGCUAUCUUUCAACCAAGACUAGAUCAAAUAUAAAAAGUCAGCUUGCUUAUUAACCAUUGAAGGUAGUGAAUACUUGGGAAAUGCUUUGCAAGUUAUACAAUAGCUCUAUGUCCCGUUCAGUAUUGUUUUACAAGUACUGUAGUACCAGUACAUGAGCUACUGUUGUGCUCAGUAGGACAAGCCCUAAACGCUGUAUAAUGAUGUGGUAAAGUUGCUUCCGUUUUUUUGUCAAUGUGACCAGCCACUGUUUGCUGCUGCAGUUUUUGGCUCUGCAGGAUGAUAUUGGUGACUUAAUUAGACUUGCACUAAUAUAUUUUGUAAUAUUCAAACUCAGAUGAAAUAAUAUAUGGAUUAUAGAGACAAUUCUCGGAGAAAAUAUGUGUAGGAAUUCUGUUACGAGGUGAAAAUAUUUGACUGGCAGUGAGGUCAUAUGAGAUUGAGAAAUGUAAAAGUGAUUUUAAACUUGUUAAUGUGGUCAGUUAGUUUCAUUUUUGAUGUUUAGUGUAUCCUUUGAGGUUGAACAAUGUUUCAUUUUACAUGUCUGUCAAUAAAAUGCGUAGCUUUUCCAAAUCAAAUUUCCUCAAGUUCUCAUGCUUAAUCUAGAGACCAACUAUAGAACAAAAGACUACUACUGCGUGUGCCAUGAAGAGCGUUAAGAGGAGUAACAAACUAAGUCCAUGUCAUUUUGUUGUCUUAUUCUAAUGCUAAAACAACAUGAUACAGUAACAUUGUGCCUUUAAACAGAAACGGAUUGCUAUAAACCUGUUACCUUAACCCUCAGUUCAAUAGCACACCCGUUGUCAGAUAAGACACACAGACAUUACAGUACACAUACACUCAGGUCUUCUAUAUUCACACACACACACACACACAGUACCCAUAGGUUCAGGUCCUUAUUGAUUUCCGUUGAAUUCCCAGGUUCACUGAAAGCGGCCUGCUGGCUUUAAGGUUUCAACUGAGGUGUGCGGGUGUUAACGUCACAAGAUGCCGAUACAAGAGUCUUUUUACUUUUUAGAAAUCUUCAUCCCGAUGAUCACAUUUGGCAUCACCAUCAUCUGCUGCACAGCCUUCUGUAAGGCCUUCCACCGGGCCCGCCAGGAGCGACUGGACCGGGAGGAGAGACGAGACAGGCCCUCCAUCUACGUCAUUCCCUUCCCCGCAGUAUCUUAUGACAGCGAAGACAUCCACAGGCCUCCUCGCUACAGCACCUCAGAGUUCUCCAGCCCACCUCCGGCCUACAAUGAGGUAUUAGUCCAUCCUAAACACGAGGUGGAGAUGAAGCCAGACUUUAUCCACCCAGAGCUUCCUCCAGCCUACUCGGAGGUCUCCAACGCGCCUGUUUUCGCCCUGCAACCUUACUCGGCGUCUCCUGAACCCCACUCCCAACCAUAGGACCGUACCAGUUUAGGAAGCCUGCGAGGGGGAGGCCUGAAGCCACCGACUAAGGGAUAAAUGACACAGAAUAUGGCACAUACUGUAUGUGGAGUGGGGAUUCUGAAGCUGGAUAUGUACAUGUAUACCACAGAGACUUGGUCCUUGGGAUUGUUCAAUGGGGACGUGAGGUGGAAAGUUUGGAGACCAUAAGGAAAAGCAAGUGUUUGGACAUCUAUGAAAGUGUGUAACUGUAAAGCAGAAGUUGGGGACAAGAGAUUGAAUGGGGUUGCGUAGUAGCUACAGCUACCAAUCUGUACAUACCAGUGUGUAAAUAUUAAUACAUCUUUCAAAUUAAAUUUUUCAAGGUAUUACUUUUUCAAGGUGCCAUGGAACUUGUUGUGUAAUAUGGUAAAUAAAGUCUGUUUUCGUUACCAAAGA
Messenger RNA from Oncorhynchus kisutch (coho salmon), 4465 nucleotides. Its product is annotated as ABI gene family member 3. The coding region runs from base 342 to 1943 and encodes 533 amino acids. Gene Ontology annotation, biological process: neuron migration. Gene Ontology annotation, molecular function: signaling adaptor activity; SH3 domain binding. The record is from RefSeq and is a predicted model, not a curated record. The transcript has 15 exons. Gene Ontology annotation, cellular component: actin-based cell projection; SCAR complex; lamellipodium. Lineage: Eukaryota; Metazoa; Chordata; Actinopteri; Salmoniformes; Salmonidae.